Molecule: messenger RNA, 1205 nt
Organism: Racocetra fulgida
Lineage: Eukaryota; Fungi; Glomeromycota; Glomeromycetes; Diversisporales; Gigasporaceae
Source: the annotation of a GenBank genome assembly
AUGAUGAACAAGAAAAUGAUGGAUUGGAAGAAAGCGAGCUGGAUGAAAGUGAAUCUGAAGUAGGAAAUCAAGUGUCAAAUGGUUCGUCAUCAUCACUGUCGCAAAGUCAAAAUUCUGGUGAGGUCGAAGAUGAAUUAUUUGAUGAUGAUGAACAACAUGAUCUUUUCGAUCCACCAAAUGAUGAUGAUAAUGAAUCCUAUGAAGAAUCAGAUGAUGAAAUUGAUUGGCAUCUAGAGUUCUACAUUGAUGACCAGCGUAUAAAUUUUGAUUCUACGUUAUUUGAGGUUAUUUAUCGGCAUUUGCUACGAACCAACGUCGAACAAUCAAAAGAAAAAUUUUGGAAUAACGAUGAUGAAUAUAUAAUUAAAUUUAAAAAAAUAGUAUCUGCUUUUCCACCAUUCCCAGAUCACUAUGUUCCUAUCAAAUUAGGGACUGGGAAUGAUGCCUAUGUAGAGCUUGUCACGAGAUUUAUGGCAAUCCUUCAUUCUAUUUACUCAGAUGCUGUUUCAGUCGAUAAAUAUGAUCCUAGUCCGUUCGUGUCACAAGAGCUAGAAACACAUAUAGAUAUCGUUGUAAACCCGGUAUCUAUUUUGACGCGAGUUUUUCCUGACGCGUUUCUCAAGAUUUGUUCUGAGGUUCCGUUCUUACUUAACCCAAUGAAACGUCAUGAGUUCUUUAUCGGUAAAACUUUUGGUCUACUUUAUCCCGAAAGAUUUGGAAUAGACAUUAAUAAUGCUCGUAAGGUGUUAAAUUUGAUUCGUCAAGUUCUUCCUGGACCUAUGCAGGCUACACCAUCUAUAUCUAUGGACAAUUUGUUUGGGUGGGUUCGUCAACAUUUUGAAAAAUAUGCAGUUACAGGGUCAAGGCUCAGUGUUCAAUUUGAAGGAGUUGGUGGGAUUGGAGAUGGUGUGGCUCGUGAAUUUUUUUCAAAAUUAUCACUUGAAUUUUCACAAAUUUGUCGGAAAAUGUGGGUUCAUGAUGUAAAGUACAAAAAGCCAUACAAACAAAAUGACCCUAUUGAUAAUGAUAAUGGAUUAUAUCCUGCACUAAUGGAUGAUCAAAUUGAUGAAAAAAUGGAUGGAGAAUCGAAAGAAGGAAUUGAAACAGUGGAUGAGUCAAAUGAAGUAACUAAGAAAGAAAAUUUAAAGAAUGAAGAAUUGAAUAUCUUGGAAAACUUUAAACUUCUUGGCCAAUAUGUUGCGAAG